Molecule: messenger RNA, 1553 nt
Organism: Capsicum annuum
Lineage: Eukaryota; Viridiplantae; Streptophyta; Magnoliopsida; Solanales; Solanaceae
Product: THUMP domain-containing protein 1 homolog
Exons: 7
Coding region: 83-1282 (399 amino acids)
Biological process (GO): tRNA modification
Molecular function (GO): RNA binding
Source: RefSeq, a predicted model, not a curated record
UUUUUUUUUUUUAAAAUACCUUUCAGUUUGAUAAUUUCUCUCUCAAGUCCCCUCUUUUCCCCUGCAGCCACACUGUUGUUCAAUGGCUACAGACAACAAAUCAAAGCCAAAAAAUGGCAACAAAACGAAGAAUAGACAACGUUAUCGUCCAAACAAUAAGGCAGUGAAGAAAGGUGCAUACCCUUUACGUCCAGGAGUACAAGGUUUCUAUAUCACUUGUGAUGGUGGAAGGGAACGACAAGCUUCUCAAGAAGCUGUUAAUGUUAUUGACUCUUUUUAUGAAGAGCUGGUCCAGGGGACAAAUUUAAAAUUAGGACAGAGAGAAUUAUCAGAAAAACCUGCAAACAAAAAAACUGUUUUCAAAUAUUCUGAUUCAUCUAGUAGUAGUGAUGGUGAUGAAGAUGAACACGGUGACAAUGGGAAUGAUGAGCACCAGACUAAGGAGGAGAUUUCAAAAAUUGAGCAACACCAGGAGAAACUUGAUGAUGAGAUUGACAGCUUAAAAACUGGUAAAUCCGAGCCUGAAAACAAGGAUAACAUCUCUACUGAUGUACAAAUGCAAGGAAAUAUUGAGAAUAAGAAGGAGCUAGAGACAACUCAUGAACCGAAAGAUAUUGAAGUUGGGGAGCCACCUGCAAAAAAACAAUAUGUGAAAAGAGAAGCAUCAGAAGCUGGAAAUAUUGCAUUUGGUAAGACAGAGGAGAAAUCUAUUGAUAAACUAAUUGAAGCUGAGCUUGCUGAAUUGGGAGACAAAAGCAAGAGGUGUUUUAGCUACCUUGACUCAGGUUGCAAUGGUGUUGUGUUUGUUCACAUGAGGAAGAAAGAUGGAGAUCCCAACCCUAAGGAAAUUGUUCAACAUAUGAUGUCCUCGCUUGCAUUGACAAAGAAACAUAUAUCAAGGUUCAUAUUGAGAGUGUUACCAGUUGAAGUAACAUGUUAUGCAUCAGAGGAGGAAAUUGGUAAAGCAAUACAGCCUCUCAUUAUGAAACAUCUGCCUGCUGAAAGCGACACCCCGAAGAAGGUCAUACUUAUACUUCCUGGCCAUUAUUUCACUGUGAAGUUUGCAGUGCUUUAUGAAGCCCGAGCAAAUACAGGAAUCAAUAGGAUGAAAAUCAUUGAUACUGUGGCUAAAUUAGUUCCUUCACCUCACAAAGUUGAUCUUAGCAACCCUGAGAUAAACAUAGUGGUCCAAAUAGUCAAGACUGUGUGCUUGCUUGGAGUUGUUGAAAAGUUCAAGGAGUUGUCCAAGUAUAACUUGAGACAGCUUACCUCUAAGAACUAAGUUUACCGAGACAUCAUACAGAGUUUCAGUUAAAGCAUUGGGCUGCUGUGUUCAAAUCUUCCAUGUUUGAUGGUUUUUAAACUCCUUAGAUAUCCAGUGAUUAUGUUUUAGGUCAGGAUUAAUGAUAGAAUUCCUAUGCUGAGGGAAAUCUUACUGGUACUUUAUGUUAAAAGAUUUGAUCAUAGUUUCAGCUUUACUUCUGACAAUAAUUAAUGUUUGUAAAGAUGCCUUUGCUCUAUUAUUGCUUUGUAUUAUUUCAUGUUUCCGAACG